UUGUUUUUUUGAAUAUGGAAGCAAAAAAUGGAAAGUCAAAGGAUGAUUCUAUUGAUAAUGGUACUUCGAUUGGUGACCAACUUGACCAAUUCAUUGAUGAACGUAUCGUUCUUAACGUAGGUGGUGUCAAGUAUGAAACUUAUCGUUCUACAUUAACAGCUCAUCCAAAAACUUUCUUGGGUACAAUGUUUCAUCCACGUAAUCAAGCAAUGUUACAUCCGGUGAAUGGAAAUGAAUAUUUUAUUGAUAGAAAUGGCCAUGCAUUUCAUUAUAUUAUGGAAUAUUAUCGUACUGGAAAUAUUGUUUGGCGUCCUUCUCCUGAAUUACCUUUUGAGAAUACUACUCCUAGUUCAAAUUCUUCUACCACUACAAUUUCAUCAAUUAAUUCUGUUAAUAAUAAUGGUACUCAUGCAGAUCAUAAUAAUGUUAUUGUACCUACUGGUGCUUUAGCUGCUUUAUCUGGGGUUAUAAAAACUAAUGGUUCAACUCCUACUCAACCUUCUGCUUCUACUUCUAAUAAUAAUAAUAAUAAUAAUAGUAAUAAUAUUAAUACUAGUAAUCAAGUAUUACGUCGACGUCAUCAAUGUUCUCAUUCUUCAUCACCACCAAUAUAUCCUCCUUAUACUUCUUUACCUGAAUUAGAACAAGAAUUUUCUUAUUUUGGUAUCCCAUUCACUUCCCCUUUACCAAUAGCACAAAAAGCUGGUGGUGCUUUAUUAGAUGAAUUUGCUUAUUCUAUUGAAGAUUUAAUAUGUACCGCAAUUGCAAAAUUAAUUGAUCGUGUUUCUAUUACUUUCUUUCGUGAUGGUUCUCCAAUGGAAUGUUUUUUAAUACAAUCAAUACAAUCUCAAUCAAUAUGUUCUAAUCGUUCAACAAAUAAAUGUUCAACAAUUAAUUGUUCAGGAUGUAAUAGACGUUGUAAUAAUUGUAAUACUGGUGGUGCUAAAUUAAUUGAAUUUAGUUUAAAUGGUUAUUGUAUCGUUAAUCAUUUUUAUGAAGAUAUUAGAAAAUAUUUAGAAAAUGUUUUUCCCAAUAUGGUUUUUAGAUUGGAAUUUGGUAAUAAUUAUAAAUCUAUCACUAUGUCAAUGUCCGGUUUAUUCACUAGAAAUGCUAUUCAAAAAUAUUCAAAAAUUGGUAAAUUAAAUAAUAGUUCUGAAGAAGAUUAAAAAAAAAGAUGAUUCAAAAAAUAUGAAUGAAACUGGAAAAGUUUUAAGUGGAAUGGUUUUAAGCAGAAUAAGUGUGGAAUAGGAAUUGAAAGGUUUUUUAUGUGGAAUAGGUGGAAUAGAAUUGAAAGGUUUUUUUUAGUGGAAUAAGUGGAAUAAAAUUGAAAGGUUUUUUUUAAGUGGAAUAAGUGGAAUAGAAUUGAAAGG
This is a messenger RNA of Rhizophagus irregularis DAOM 181602=DAOM 197198, 1370 nucleotides long. RefSeq lists its product as uncharacterized. The record is from RefSeq and is a predicted model, not a curated record. Lineage: Eukaryota; Fungi; Glomeromycota; Glomeromycetes; Glomerales; Glomeraceae. Gene Ontology annotation, molecular function: protein binding. Gene Ontology annotation, biological process: protein homooligomerization.